GCUGCUGUGACCCUGUGCCAUGCCGCGACCCCCGCCCCUCCCCUGGCCACGCCGCGGGGUCCUGCAGCGGCGGGCAGAGGCAGGGCACGCCGCCACCAGAGGCCACCCAACGCCGCCGCCGCCGCCGCCACUAAACAAAACAAGCCGCCGCGGUGACGCUCACGAGGCUCACACAGGCGGAGGUGGACAGCGAGGCAGGAGGAGGGAGACAUAGGAAUGGUUAUACGUGUAGAUCUCCACAAAACUUGAAAAACUGGAUUUAGAAGAUCUGGGGGCUGGAACUACUGCUAACACGUCCUUACUCCACUCUGCCAGCCGUCUAACUAACUAGCAGUGCUUCCUGGUGGCUCGGAGCGAUGGGGGAAUCAAACACUAUGCCGAAGAAGAAAGACCACACUCCUGACCCUGACGAGCAGGAGGAGGAGGAGGAGUACUCGGUGGAGAAGAUCUUGGACAAGCGCAUCAGACACGGCCGCGUCGAGUAUUACCUCAAGUGGAAGGGUUACGGCGAUAACAGGAAACAUCAUCAACACGUGCCCCUCCACACCCACAGUGAGGAUAACACAUGGGAACCCGAAAACCACCUGGACUGCCCUGAGCUAAUCUCGGAGUUUGAAGAGAGACGGAAGAAAGAUGACGCCAAAAAGAAAGAGGACAAAAAGCGUAAGUCACAGGUGACCGAUGAUGCCGCCAAACGAAAACCAAAGAAGGCGGUGGAGGAGGACACACGACCUCGAGGGUUCGACAGAGGGCUUGAGGCAGAAAGGAUCAUCGGUGCGACAGAUUCCAGCGGGGAGUUGAUGUUCCUGAUGAAGUGGCGUGGCACAGACGAAGCAGACUUGGUGCCAGCUCGACAGGCCAAUGUGCGCUGCCCACAGGUGGUGAUCAAGUUCUAUGAAGAGCGUCUCACUUGGCACUCCUCCACCAAUGACGAGGAGGAGGGGAACCACGAUGCGGACUAAGUUCUGGCUGGGCAGGCACCACUAGCCAGCCAUCCACCACCACCACCACCACCACCAGCCACAGCACUAUCAGCACUGCACAGCUGCUACCACUAGGUUUUGUUGUGGAGGCAGUCGUUGCUGUACUGAAGCUGUUAUUGCUGUUGCUGCUGCCACUUCCUCCUCCUCCUCCUUCUUCCUUUUCUUCCUUGAGUACACAGGGAUUACAGUAUGUGGAAUAUGACUUUUUUUUUCAUUUAUCAUCAAUUCCUCUCUUCCUCCUGUAGUGUUUUGUUGGUAGUACUGACAUCUCCACCUCUGAUCAUGAAGCAGCCAUCAGCAGUAGCUUUUAGGAAGUUAGUCUUUACUAUUUUUAGCUUACAGUCAUAUAGGUGUGGCUGCUACUUGUAUUUUUUUAUUCUGUUAUUUUUUCAUCUUGACUUAUAUGUGAUAAGCUGUGCUAAAGAAAUUUGUAUGUCCCUGGGUCAAUUUUUAUAUCGGAUCAAGUUUUGGGGUGAUUCAUGCCUGUUCGUUGAAUUGAAGAACAAGUAAACGGCUGCCAGGCUGGUGUGGCGCCCUCCACCCUUCUCUCCUUCCCUUCCGGCCCCUCAGGCCUCCCCACAGGCCCACAGGCAGAACUUUUUUACCCAAACAAUCUCAUCUGAAAGCAGUCUGUGUGGCCGCCAACUCAAUGUCGUGUACAAGUCUAUUUUUAAUAGGAAUACUUUCUAAAGUGGAAGUCCUUCAUUCAUAUACAAACCAUUUUUCCUAUAUCAGUUAUUGUCUGAAUCUGUUUGUCUAACUCAGAGAUUCCACAGUAGUGUUUAAUUUUAUACAUGCUUCCUUUCAUCUUCAUGAAUAAAAUGACAAAUUACU
Messenger RNA from Eriocheir sinensis (Chinese mitten crab), 1817 nucleotides. Its product is annotated as chromobox protein homolog 1-like. The record is from RefSeq and is a predicted model, not a curated record. The transcript is spliced from 5 exons. Gene Ontology annotation, biological process: chromatin organization; negative regulation of transcription by RNA polymerase II. Gene Ontology annotation, cellular component: pericentric heterochromatin; nucleus. Lineage: Eukaryota; Metazoa; Arthropoda; Malacostraca; Decapoda; Varunidae. The coding region runs from base 357 to 962 and encodes 201 amino acids. Gene Ontology annotation, molecular function: chromatin binding.